UGUUAUUGUUUCUCGUUGCUUCUUGGUACUAUUUCUAAAAUGUCUUGUCCCAUAUUAAUUUAUUGUUCCUUAAAUUAAGGAAAACGACCCAGGAGAUAACCCAGUCAAAAAGAGCAUCCUUUCCCCAUAGCCGCUCUCCUCUGCACAAGCGAAUCCUAGGCCUAUUGCGAUAGGCUGGAUUGACAGAACGUCGAGUCUCUCCCAUUCGGGCGACCAAUCGCAGCGGAGAGAGGUACCUCAUGCAAAAGGUUAGAGGAACCAGAGAGGGGCGGGGCGAUGUUCUUGCCCUGUCUGUGACGUCACGGGAGGAAGUCACUGGAGCCCAACAGGAGAAGGAUUACAAGGGAAAGAGCGGCAGUGGCCGGGAGUCCGCCAGGCACCGUCUGGGAGCAAAACCUCAACUUUCCAAAGAAAGUUCAAGCAGCAGCCCACGGCCACAGGGAAGAGAGCAGCCUGCGUGGCAGCGUGUGUGGGGCUGUUAUGGUGACAUAUAGCAAAGGGGGAUCCAGCCUUGGCACAUUCAAUUAGACACACGUGUGUUUGGGGCCACAGCUCCAACUCUUGCUCUCAAUUGGCUGCAUUCGUCUCACUUGUGCUUUUAUACUCCUUUUAUAGCUCCUUGUUUGUCUUGCCUUUGCAAUACACUAUUAUUCCUAUUUGUUCUUGCGUUGAACGUAGGAAAUACAGCGGCUAAACUUUUUGCAACCCAUGUGCUUCUCUUGGGGGAGAAGCGAUUAGAGAGAGUUGCACCGAGAGGAUUGGUAUGAAGAAGACUUGUGUCUGACUGGGAAGCAGCAUGGAAGGAUCCAGCUUUGGGAUAGACACGAUUUUGUCCAACGCAGGCGCAGUCAGUCCCGGCAUGCUCAGCGGAGACUUUAGGGAUGCCAGGGCUACGGAUUUUAGAGGCCAGGGGCCCCUGUCACCUGAUUCGGAGAUAGACACUGUGGGGAGCUCGCCAUCCUCGCCCAUAUCAGUCACUAUGGAGCCGGUAGAUCAGCACCGGCUAGUGGACAGCGUCCAUCACUCAGCGCAGCACUUGCAGCACCUGCACCCCACUCAGCAGCAGUCUCCCCAGCAGCAACAGCCGCCCCAGCUCGGCUCGGCCCCUAGGACUUCUACCUCUUCCUUCCUCAUUAAAGACAUUUUGGGGGACAGCAAACCUUUGGCUGCCUGCGCCCCUUACAGCACAACGGUUCCCUCCCCGCAUCACACUCCCAAACAUGAAGGCAAUGGCUCUUCGGAAAGUUUCCGGCCCAAACUAGAACAGGAGAUGCAAGAUGGCAAAGGGAAAGCAGAGAAGAUCCGGGAAGACUUGCAUACAGACAUUAAAGGGCACGGCACAAAAGAAGAGGGCGAUCGGGAGAUUACAAGCAGCCGGGAGAGCCCCCCAGUACGAGCCAAGAAGCCCAGGAAAGCCAGGACAGCCUUCUCCGACCAUCAGCUCAACCAGCUGGAGAGAAGCUUUGAGCGACAGAAGUACCUCAGCGUUCAGGAUCGCAUGGACUUGGCAGCAGCCCUCAACCUGACAGACACACAGGUCAAAACCUGGUACCAGAACAGGAGGACCAAGUGGAAGCGGCAAACUGCGGUGGGACUGGAGCUACUUGCUGAAGCUGGCAAUUAUUCAGCCCUACAGAGAAUGUUCCCAUCGCCCUAUUUCUAUCAUCCGAGUCUGCUGAGCAGUAUGGACAGUACCACAGCGGCUGCAGCAGCCGCAGCCAUGUACAGCAGUAUGUACAGGACUCCCCCUGCCCCUCACCCCCAACUACAGAGACCCUUGGUCCCCAGGGUACUUAUCCACGGCCUGGGCCCGGGAGGUCAACCAGCUCUUAACCCUUUGGGAAACCCAAUCCCAGGUACCCCUCACAACCGGUGAAACAGUAGUAUCUAAUCACCGCAGCACAGUGUCACCAUUGCAGUAAUCCAAAAAAAAGACAUCAGAACCGGAGUCAGAGGAGUUAUGUGAUGGGAGAGAGACAAAGGAUCCACUUUAUGCGAAUCCGGAUAAAUCCCCCAUACAUGAAAGGCCAAAUACACCGAGCAGACAACGUUUCCACUUAAAAGAACUAGGCCUACAAUUGGCACUGGAGUGUCACCUGGCAGGCACACAGGGAACUCAGGAGAGGCAGAAGUGGCCCCCAAGGGGCAUCUGCAGAGAGCAGAGGGCAGAAUACAGUCACUGUUGGGAAUGAUACCGGAGAAGGACUUUAGCGGCAUGAGCAGCCCGGUACCGACCCAGCAGGAGGAGACGGGAACUUUGCACUGAUUUCUAGUGAGCGUUUUCCUUAUGACGAGUGGCAUGCUCCUUAAUAUAAAUCAAUGUACAUUUGAAAAGACUCUGUGAUAUAUCAUAUUUAUUAUAUGUGGUCCAAAAACAAACAAAAAAAAUCACGACUAUUUGUUAAUUACUUUUUAUUUUCUUUCAUGUCCUUUGGCCCUGUCCAAAAAUAAAUGCUUAGAUGAAGGAUAUAGAUUUUUCUCUGUGAUUGAGAGUAAACGAAAAAAAAAAAAUCUAUCUUUUUUUAACAAUUGCUGACAUGAGAAAAUGGUUUUAAUAAAAUUAAAAUUUGCAUCAUU
This is a messenger RNA of Xenopus tropicalis (tropical clawed frog), 2577 nucleotides long. RefSeq names its product BarH like homeobox 2 (gene barhl2). The transcript has 3 exons. The coding region runs from base 797 to 1876 and encodes 359 amino acids. Gene Ontology annotation, molecular function: DNA-binding transcription factor activity, RNA polymerase II-specific; DNA binding. Lineage: Eukaryota; Metazoa; Chordata; Amphibia; Anura; Pipidae. Gene Ontology annotation, biological process: regulation of DNA-templated transcription. The record is from RefSeq and is a predicted model, not a curated record. Gene Ontology annotation, cellular component: nucleus.